GGCCCGCGUAGACCCUGUCUGUCGGGGGCGCCGGCACCACCCGAGGCGCAAGCGAGUGAAGUGAAGAAAAAUGUCUCAAAAGCAGAUGAAGGAAGAUUUUGUCAGUAACCUUAAUGGAACCAGCGUGCUGGAAAUCACCAAGGGCUUGUGCUAUCCUCCACUCUGUAUCUUGGUCAGAGGGCUUCUGAUCAUUUUCUCACAGCACUUGUGUUCUUCUUCACAUACCUGGAGAACUCAAUUCUUUAUUGACUUUGUGUUCCUAAUAGUUCCCAUGGUGGCUAUUUUGACUGUUUUGCAUCCAUUUGUUGGCCUUGAUUAUCUCACUGUAAUUAUCUUUGGGGUCGGGUUGCUCUAUCAAAUAUACCAAAGGAGAACUUGCUAUGCCAGAGUACCUGUACAGAAAAUCCUUGAGAAAUUCUUGAAAACCAGCCUAGAAUCAGAAUACAUUCCAGCCAUCUCUUCUUUCCGUGUAGUAAACAGUGUAUUUACUGCUAUUGCCAUUUUGGCUGUGGACUUCCCACUUUUUCCCAGAAGAUUUGCCAAAACUGAGCUCUAUGGGACAGGAGCAAUGGAUUUUGGAGUAGGCGGCUUUAUUUUUGGGUCUGCAAUGGUUUGUCCAGAGGUAAAGAGGAGAAAAUAUAUGGAAGGAUCCAGAUUUUAUUGUUUUAAAAAGUCAUUGUACUCUGUUUGGCCGUUAGUUUUCCUAGGAAUAGGACGAUUAGUCAUUAUAAAAUCCAUAGGUUAUCAGGAACAUUUCACUGAGUAUGGAGUUCACUGGAACUUUUUCUUUACCAUAAUAGUUGUAAAAGUGGUAGCAUCACUGCUUUUGAUAAUUUUUCCUUUAAAUAAAUCCUGGAUUAUGGCCAUCAGCAUUACUGUAUUAUACCAGCUAGCCCUUGAUUUUACCCCGCUGAAAAGGUUAAUUUUGUAUGGCACUGAUGGCAGUGGCACAAGGGUUGGUUUAUUAAAUGCCAACCGAGAAGGAAUAAUCUCUACCUUGGGGUAUGUGGCAAUACACAUGGCUGGUGUGCAAACAGGGUCAUAUGUGCUUAAGAACAAAUCACAUAGUAAAGACUGGAUAAAAGUCAUGUGUUGUCUUCUACUGGUAGCUAUUAGCCUCUUUAUAUCUCUUUACAUAGUUCAAGUCAAUGUAGAAGCAGCAUCUCGAAGGAUGGCCAAUUUAGCCUUUUGUAUUUGGAUAAUUGCUUCUUGCCUGAUUCUUCUCAGUGGUUUAUUACUGGGCGAUAUAAUUUUGAGUUUUGCAAAAUUUCUAAUUGAAGGGGCUGUAGUACCAUGUUCUUGGAAACUUACCCAGUCACCUGCUACAAAUAGAAAACAUUCAGAAUCUCUAGUCCCUGAAGCUGAAAGAAAGGAACCCAGUGUUUGUUUAAUCACAGCUAUGAACAGACACCAGUUAAUUUUUUUCUUGCUGUCAAAUGUAACAACUGGCCUGAUCAACCUGAUGGUAGAUACAUUACACAGCAGUACCUUGUGGGCCUUGUUUCUGCUCUAUUUCUAUAUGUUUACCAACUGUUUAAUUACAUAUGUAGCACAUUUGCAAGAUGUGACUAUAAAAUUUUGGUGAUCAACAGGGACAGAUGUAUCUGUAUUUGAGCAAUGUUACUUUAAUGGGGAAAAAUAUUAAAUGUGAAG
Molecule: messenger RNA, 1653 nt
Organism: Galeopterus variegatus (Sunda flying lemur)
Lineage: Eukaryota; Metazoa; Chordata; Mammalia; Dermoptera; Cynocephalidae
Gene: PIGW
Product: phosphatidylinositol glycan anchor biosynthesis, class W
Exons: 2
Coding region: 71-1585 (504 amino acids)
Biological process (GO): protein localization to plasma membrane; GPI anchor biosynthetic process
Cellular component (GO): endoplasmic reticulum; membrane
Molecular function (GO): glucosaminyl-phosphatidylinositol O-acyltransferase activity
Source: RefSeq, a predicted model, not a curated record